This is a messenger RNA of Striga asiatica, 2118 nucleotides long. NCBI's taxonomy places the organism in Eukaryota, Viridiplantae, Streptophyta, Magnoliopsida, Lamiales, Orobanchaceae. The record is from the annotation of a GenBank genome assembly.
AUGGCGUUAACAAGGAUGAGCAAAAACCUUCUUGUGAAACCAUAUUUUCAUUUUCCAACCCAAAAUCCCAUCUCUGUCAAAACAUUAUCCGCAAGCGCAUGCUCAGAUUCUGUUUCUAGCUCAGCGGACCAAGAAUCAGAUUGUUUGGAAUCCCAAAUCAGAGCUUUAAGUCGGAACCCUAUCUCCAUUGCCGAUUUGAAGAAAGCUUUCUCACUGUAUGAGCAAUCUUUCAAUACGGGCCUCCGUCCUUCGGGACCCACGGGCGAAGUUCUCUUGCAAAACCUUGCCAAGAUGAAAGAGUAUGAGAUGGCUUUUACUGUUUACAAGAAAAUGACAAGUGCUGGGGCUUUGCCCCAAUUUAUGUCGUUGUCCGCUUUGGUUGAAUGCUUGGUCCAUUUUUCUGUGCCUGAGUUGGCUCUGUCAGCUGUUGGUUUGAUUGUGAAGCGCGGAUAUGUCGUCAAAGCAUACAUCGGGAAUAUCUUGAUAAAGGGAUUCUGCCGGGUGAGGAAAUUAGGCGAUGCCUUGAGUGUAAAGAAAAGAAUGGAAUGUUCGAAUAUAGCUCCUGAUUUUGUCACAUACAAUAUUCUGAUGGGAGCCCAUUUUGCAGAAGGUCGUGUGGACGAGGCCACUGGAUUAUUUGAGGAGAUGAGAGAAAAAGGUUUGGAACCUAAAAUUUCUUCAUAUUGCAUUCUUAUAAAUGGCUUUUGUAACAAUGGGGAUGUCGAUCGAGCGAAUGAGGUUUUUGAUGAGAUGUUGGGUGAAGGAAUUUCUCCAAACUUGCUCAUAUAUUCCUGCUUAAUGCGCGGGCACUGCCAAAAGGGUAACCUGAAAGAAGCCAAACGGUUGUUCAAUGAUAUGGUCAGAAGUGGAAUACGUCCUGACGUUGUCACAUUCACAGGCAUGAUAGAUGCUCUCUGCAAGCGCAAAAAACCCGAGAAAGCCUUGGAGCUUUUCAAUUUCAUGAUCGAAAAGGGAGAAGAACCCAAUAUUGUAACGUACAAUGUUCUGAUCAACGGAUUAUGCAAGGCAGAGCUUUUGGACGAUGCUUUCAAGAUUCUCGAAAUUAUGGUCAAGAAAGGCAAGAAACCCGAUCUCGUGACAUACAAUACUGUUCUGGGCGGCCUCUGUGAACUUGGAAAAGUCGAUGUUGCCGUGAAGCUUUUCAACUCGAUGACAUCGGAUGACAGCUGUGCGGGUCCCGAUUCGUGGACUGUAUCUAAGCUGGUUCAUGGCCUCUGCAGAGAAGGCCAUCUGAGAAAGGCCGAACAACUCAGCCGUAAGAUGGCCAAACAGAGGAAAAUCGACGUGGCCCCGUAUUCUGUGCUUAUUGGAGCUUAUCUGAAGGAAAGCAAUGUCAAGAAAGCGAUGAGGCUAUGGAGAGAGUUAGUCCUGCUUGGGUUGACCCCCGAUUCACAAAUGUACAGUGCUUUCAUAAACGGGCUCUGCAAAUGUAACCUUUUAAGCAUUGCAAAAGGAAUCUUUAUUAAAAUGAAAAUAAACGGGCCAAAUCCUACUUCGUUUUGUUAUAACACGUUGAUGGCUGCACUGUGCGGUGAGUGUAGCUUGGAGCAAGCAAGAGCGUUGUUUAAGGACAUGCUUGAAAGUGGGUGUAGUCCUGAUGUAGUCUCGUACAAUAUCAUGAUAAACUCUACCAUAAGGGCUGGGGAUAUUCAAUCGGCUAAUAAGAUGCUCGUCGAUAUGCAGCAGAGGGGAUUGCAUCCGGAUAUCUUGACUUUUUCGGUUCUCAUCAACAGGUUUUCGAAGUUGGGGCUAAUGGAGGAGGCUAAGAGUUUGUUUCAGAGAAUGAAGUCGUGUGGUUUUGCGCCGGAUGUCUUUGUUUUGGAUUCUCUGCUCAAAGGGUUCAAGGCCUUGGGCAAAAUGGACGAAAUAAUCGACUUGCUUCAUGAGAUGGCGAAAUUGGGGGUCGAGCUUGAUGAUGAGCUGACCUCGACUAUUUUGACUUGUUUGUGUGAUAUGCCGGAAGGUCAUGAUGUAGCUAAGAUUCUGCCGAGUUUUACGCAGGAGGGAAUUAAAGGGAGUAGCAUCUCGUGUGAUGAACUGUUGACGAGGCUCCAGAGUGUUAUGCCCGGGCUUAAGACUUCUUCAGUGCAGCUGUAG